Molecule: messenger RNA, 584 nt
Organism: Pseudopodoces humilis (Tibetan ground-tit)
Lineage: Eukaryota; Metazoa; Chordata; Aves; Passeriformes; Paridae
Product: cocaine- and amphetamine-regulated transcript protein-like
Biological process (GO): negative regulation of appetite; positive regulation of MAPK cascade; cellular response to starvation
Molecular function (GO): neuropeptide hormone activity
Source: RefSeq, a predicted model, not a curated record
CCGGGAACAUGGAAAACGCUCGGCUCUGCCUGCUCUGCCUGCUGGGCUCCGGCCUCAUCCUGCUCGGCACCCCCGAACCGGUACCGGAGCUCCGGCCCGCCCUGAGCCCGCCCGGGCACAGCCGGGAGGAGACGGAGCUGGUGGAGGUGCUGCAGGAGGUGCUGGACAAGCUGCGGACGCGGGAGCCGCCGGCGCUGGAGAAGAGGCUGAGCUGGCUGCCCUGGUGCGAGCCCCGGGAACCGUGCGCGGUGCGGCGAGGGGCGCGCAUCGGGAAACUCUGCAGCUGCCCCCGCGGAACCUCCUGCAACCUCUUCAUCCUCAAGUGCUCGGCGGGCUCCGGGGACACCGGGGGACACCGGGGGACACCAGCUGCCACCCGCCUGCGCCCCGGGCACGGGAGGGAGGGGGAGCCGCGGGCCCCCAGCCCCCUCCCCGCACCGGGAUGGAUCCGCACCGAGCAGCGCCGGUGCCCCGGCCCGGGGGCUGACGGUGUCCAGGGACGCAUUAAACCAUCGGAUCCGCGCCUGCCGCCUGCUUUUUUGGGGGGGAUUUUGAGGUUCCCAGCCCCCUCUGGCGCCUCCUGA